UCUACUCCUCAAUACAGAUCAUAGAAGCUGUAUUACCCAAACAUUUAUAGUAACUCAAUAUAUACCUUUGUUCGAAUUUCGGUUGAAGUUUGUGGUCUUAGCUCCGGCCGAUUAAACAUGGCACAAUAUGGGAGUGGUGGAUACCCAGGUCGCCAAACAGACGAGUAUGGCAACCCGAUUCGCCAUACAGACGAGUACGGCAACCCGGUUCGCCAAACAGACGAGUAUGGAAACCCGGUUCACCACACGGGUACUAUGGGAGAUUAUGGAACAACUGGCACCACGGGCGGCGCUUUCGGGCACGGGACAGGCACAGGCACUGGCAUGGGGCAUCAGCAGCAGCAGGAGCAUCAUGGUGUUGCUGGGAUGCUUCACCGCUCCGGCUCCAGCAGCUCUAGCUCCUCGGAGGACGAUGGGCAAGGUGGGAGAAGGAAGAAGAAAGGGAUAACGCAAAAGAUUAAGGAGAAGUUACCAGGUGGGCACAAAGAGUCCCACGACAAUACUGCAACCACCACUACUCCUGGAGCAGGUGGUGGGUACGGUGGCUACUCCGUAGGUGAUCAGCAGCAUCACGAGAAGAAAGGGAUGAUGGAGAAGAUCAAGGAGAAGCUGCCUGGCACUGGCCACCACUAGAAUCACCUACUGCAUGGACUAGUCUUUCAGUGCAUGUGUCAAAUAAGCGAACAAAUAUGUGUGACGCCACCGCUUUUAAGUGGCAAUGGGUUGGUCAUAGGUCUGUCAAUGAAUCAGAUUACUCUUAGGAAAGAGCAAACCCUAAAUAAGCGAACAUGUGUUGUCAUAUUGUGCUUCCUAGGUCUAAUUGUGGUUUUUUUUGUGUGUGUGUGUGUGUGUUACUUGCUAGUUCUCUCCUGUAUACGUACGGCUCCUUCGUGUUUUUCAGUUUGUGUUAAUUACUAGUAACUUCUGUU
Rhododendron vialii is the source of this 929-nucleotide messenger RNA. RefSeq names its product dehydrin Rab18. Gene Ontology annotation, biological process: response to water. Lineage: Eukaryota; Viridiplantae; Streptophyta; Magnoliopsida; Ericales; Ericaceae. The record is from RefSeq and is a predicted model, not a curated record. The transcript has 2 exons. Bases 118 to 633 code for a protein of 171 amino acids.